Heteronotia binoei (common prickly gecko) is the source of this 2106-nucleotide messenger RNA. RefSeq names its product heterogeneous nuclear ribonucleoprotein K (gene HNRNPK). Gene Ontology annotation, cellular component: cytoplasm; nucleus. Gene Ontology annotation, molecular function: mRNA binding. Lineage: Eukaryota; Metazoa; Chordata; Lepidosauria; Squamata; Gekkonidae. Gene Ontology annotation, biological process: regulation of mRNA splicing, via spliceosome; regulation of transcription by RNA polymerase II. Bases 342 to 1622 code for a protein of 426 amino acids. The transcript is spliced from 16 exons. The record is from RefSeq and is a predicted model, not a curated record.
UCUUUUGUGUCUCGAGGUUGGCGGACCUUCCCGUGAAGCCGCUGCGUGGCGGUACUUUUUCCGCUCCCGGCUCCUCCUAGCAGCUUGUGGUCGCCAUUACAGCCGAAUCCGCUGUUAGAGCCGCCAUUUUUAGUCCCGUUGGUCUCUUAGCAAAAGCAAGUCAGGAUUAUGCAACCAGCUGCGCGAGGCCUUCUCCCCCUCUGCGCUUUUUCGAUGGGUUGUAGGUUGCAACUUGUAAUUGGAGUUGUUGCCGGCUGUCUGAUCUUUGAUCCCGCCCAGAACACUUAAGUUUUGUUUGGCAAGACUAUAUAAUAUUGAUUGUAUCUACAAGUCUAAAAAUAAUGGAGACUGAACAACAAGAGGAGACCUUCACUAACACAGAAACCAAUGGCAAACGUCCGGCUGAAGAUAUUGAAGAAGAACAGGCCUUCAAACGGUCUAGGAACACUGAUGAGAUGGUUGAACUGCGUAUUCUGCUUCAGAGUAAAAAUGCUGGAGCAGUGAUUGGCAAAGGUGGCAAAAAUAUUAAGGCGCUUCGUACAGAUUACAAUGCCAGUGUUUCAGUCCCAGACAGCAGUGGCCCCGAGCGCAUACUCAGUAUAAGUGCAGACAUUGAAACAAUUGGAGAAAUUCUGAAGAAAAUUAUCCCUACUUUGGAAGAGUACCAGCAUUACAAAGGAAGUGAUUUUGACUGUGAAUUAAGGUUGUUGAUUCACCAGAGUUUGGCUGGAGGAAUUAUUGGUGUCAAAGGAGCUAAAAUCAAAGAACUGCGAGAGAACACACAAACAACCAUUAAACUUUUCCAAGAAUGUUGUCCUCAUUCUUCUGACAGAGUGGUGCUAAUUGGUGGAAAGCCUGAUAGAGUUGUGGAAUGCAUCAAAAUAAUACUGGAUCUCAUCUCAGAGUCACCAAUCAAAGGACGUGCACAGCCUUACGAUCCAAAUUUCUAUGAUGAAACAUAUGACUAUGGUGGAUUUACAAUGAUGUUUGAUGACAGAAGGGGCCGUCCUGUAGGCUUUCCAAUGCGUGGCAGAGGUGGCUUUGACCGAAUGCCUCCAGGACGUGGUCGUCCGAUGCCUCCAAGAAGAGAUUAUGAUGAUAUGAGCCCUCGCAGAGGACCACCACCUCCUCCUCCUGGCCGUGGUGGUAGAGGUGGCAGCAGAGCUCGCAAUCUUCCUCUUCCUCCUCCUCCUCCUCCCAGAGGCGGGGAUCUCAUGUCUUACGAUCGCAGAGGCAGACCUGGUGAUCGCUACGAUGGAAUGAUGAUGCAAUGUCACGUCAAUGCCUGUGAUGACAUAGAAACACCAGAGAUGUUUGAGGGCGGAUCAGGAUAUGACUAUUCUUAUGCAGGGGGUCGUGGAUCUUAUGGUGAUCUUGGUGGACCCAUCAUUACAACACAAGUAACAAUACCCAAAGAUUUGGCUGGCUCUAUCAUUGGGAAAGGAGGUCAAAGGAUCAAACAGAUACGUCAUGAAUCAGGAGCAUCAAUCAAAAUUGAUGAACCCUUAGAGGGUUCAGAAGACCGGAUAAUAACUAUUACAGGCACACAGGAUCAGAUUCAGAAUGCACAGUAUUUACUGCAAAACAGUGUGAAGCAGUAUGCAGAUGUUGAAGGAUUCUAAUGCAAGAUAUUUUUUCUUUUUUAUAGUGUGAAGCAGUAUUCUGGAAAGUUUUUCUAAGACUAGUGAAGAACUGAAGGAGUCCUGCAUCUUUUUUUUUUCUUAAAUCUGCUUCUGUUUAAAAAGCCAACAUUCCUCUGCUUCAUAGGUGUUCUGCAUUUGAGGUGUAGUGAUAUUUUUGCUGUCACCAGAUGUAAUGUUUUAGUUCUUCACAAAUAGGUAGGGAGGGGGGUGGCUUGCAAAACUAACAUUGGUAUUUUGAAACAGCAGCAGAGAAAGUGGAUUUUAUUUUUGUUCUAUGUUGGUUGUAAACUGUAAUUUUUUUUCUGUAACUUGUGAACCACCUGCUUUAUAUUUUUUCAUUUUGAAGUGGGGAAGAGUUCUAGUAGUCCACUUUACUCUUGGCAUCCAUGCAGAGCAGUGUGCAGAAUAUGUAAUGCUCUUUUGUAAGAUGUUUCAUGAUUUUAAAAAUAAAUUUAGUGAACCA